GAAGGUCGGUAAACAAUGGCUGACUGGUCAGUGGCCAAUACUAUCAGUCGCAGUUCAACACUGAUUAAGUGCACUUGCUCGGAUAUGAACGAAAAGCGCCCCGCAGGAUAUGUGGAGUUUGGAGAGUUUAGGACGGAGCGGCCUGGCAUCAAGAAGGUGGGCACCUUCGCUGGAGUCUUCUGCCCAGUCGUGCUGUCCAUGUUCAGCGCCCUGGUCUUCAUACGAAUGGGGUAUUUGGUGGGCAAUGCGGGUCUGUUGGUGACCCUCGGCCAGUUUGGGCUGGCCUACCUGAUUGUCAUAUUCACGGUGACGUCAAUCUGCGCGAUAUCUACCAACGGCGCCGUUGAGGGUGGGGGCGUCUACUUUAUGAUCAGCAGAACGUUAGGACCUGAGUUCGGAGGCGCGGUGGGGACAUUGUUCUUCUUCGCUAAUGUGGUGUCCAGCGCCCUCUGCAUAUCGGCGUGUACUGAAGCUCUAGUCGAAAAUUUUGGAGAAAAUGGUUACUUGGUUGGAGCCAAUACGGGUAUUCCAGACGGCUGGUGGUACCGCUUCAUGUAUCGAUCGUGCCUGAAUGCCGUCGGCCUUGGAGUGUCCCUGGCUGGAGCCUCACUCUUCGCCCGCACCAGUUUAGCUAUCUGGAUGAGCAUGGUCAUCUGUCUGGGCAGUGCUUUCCUCAGCUUCUUUGUGACCCCUAUGGCCACGAUCCCGAAACCCGACACCAAUCACCUAGUGAACACCACAGGGUUUAACUACACCGGCCUAAGCUCCGCCACGCUGUAUGACAACCUGUACCCCGCCUACGGACGGGACUAUACGACCACUGACGGACAGAUGGUGGACUUCGCGUCCGUCUUCGGGGUGCUAUUCACCGGGGUCACUGGGGUUAUGGCGGGGGCUAAUAUGAGCGGUGAGCUGAAGAAUCCAUCCCGCAGUAUUCCCUUCGGCACCCUGGCGGCUUUACUGUUCACAUUCAUCUCGUACAUCGCGCUGAGCCUGCUGACUGCAGCCACGUGCACCCGGGACCUGCUCAUCAAUAACUACGUGUAUCUUCUGCCCAUCAACAUCUGGCCACCUUUUAUUGCUGUGGGUAUGCUAAUGGCCACAUUCUCCGCUGGGCUCUCGAAUUUAAUUGGCGCUUCUAGAGUAUUGGAGGCGUUAGCGAAAGAUAACAUUUAUGGUUUCCUCCUCCGACCCAUGGUCUCCAGAUCCGGUAACCCUGUGAUAGCAGUCCUGACCUCAUGGCUCCUGGUUCAGAUCGGCAUCAUGGCAGACUCUUUGAACGCCAUAGCCCAAGUCAACUCCGUACUUUUCAUGACUAGCUACUUCGCUAUCAAUUUGGCGUGUCUCGGACUUGAUCUGGCUUCUGCUCCUAAUUUUAGGCCAACAUUCAAACAAUUCUCUUGGAUGACGUCACUGCUCGGGCUCCUCGGGUGUGCGGGUUUGAUGUUCGGGUUGCGCGCACUGUACUCGUGCGGGGCAGCCCUGGCGUGUGGCUCGCUGGUGGUAGCCCUGCAUCUGUUCUCCCCAGCUGCGGCUGAUCCUACCUGGGGGUCGCUUAGCCAGGCUCUUAUUUUCCAUCAGGUCCGCAAAUACCUGCUCCUCCUGGACCCUCGACGAGAACACGUCAAGUUCUGGCGUCCACAGAUGUUGUUGCUGAUCGCGUCUCCACGCCAGGCAGCACCUCUUAUAGACUUCGUUAAUGAUCAGAAAAAGGGUGGUCUAUUCGUGGUGGGCCACGUAAGGGUGGGGGAGUUGGACGGCUCCGGAGACCCCCUGGCCGCUGAGCACAAAUACUGGCUGAAGCUGAUCGACCAUCUCAAGGUGAAAGCCUUCGUAGAGCUAAGUCUAUCGUCGUCGGUCCGGUCGGGCGCGGCGCAGCUGGCGCGGCUGGCCGGGCUCGGCGCCAUGAAGCCCGACACCGUACUGCUGGGCUUCAGGGACACCGCGCCACCCAUCGACUUCUUUAGAGACCCCCUCUCCCCCUACAAGACGGAUAUCUUCGACCUGGAGUCCGGCGAGACGAUAUUCCCGACGCGCAAGCCGACGGACGCGCGUCUGUCCGCGUCGGAGUACGUGCGCAUCGUGUCCGACGUACUGUGCGUCAACAAGAACAUAUGUCUGUGUCGACACUUCCAUAAACUCGAUAUGGCUAAGGUUGAGCGCAAGUCCCCGUCGCUGAAGUACAUCGACGUGUGGCUGGUAGAGCUGCGCGCUGCGAGCUGCGAGGAGGCGUUCACGGUGCGCGGGCUGUUCGCGCUGCAGCUGGCCGCCGUGGUCCGCUCCGCGCGCGGCUGGCAGCACCUGCGUCUGCGGCUGCACGCCGUGUCGCUGCCCGCGCCGCCGCCCAUCACUAUACAUGAGGCGGGUCGUACAGUGACGGUGGGCGAGCGGUCUGCGCUGGAGUCGCUGGCGGCCGGCCGACCGCUCGAGGAGCGACUCGACAAACUGCUCAAACUGCUCCGGAUCAACGCUACCAUACAUAUUGUGUCGGAGUGGCCUAAAUUGGACGAGUACAACCGAUACUACGGCGAGGAAGAGGACAGCAUGUACGAACGUGUGCCCGUUAGCUACUUGCAAAUGGUAAACAAUAUAAUAAAGCAGCGUAGUUCGGAAGCGACCGCGGUCACGUUCGUCCAACUGCCCGCGCCGCCCAAGCUGUCCAACACUGCUGCCGACGACAAUAUCUGCGAGCAAUACUUGAAGGUGCUAGACGAGUUCACGAAGGACCUGCCCCCCACAAUCCUCGUCCGGGGUUUGAAGUCCGUCACCUCCACCGCGCUAUAACCAGGAAGUACCUGACUCUAUGCUACUUAGAUCUCUUAGGGCUGAUUUUUGAAUAGUAAUUUUAAUUCUAUUUGACAAUUCUUCCAUACGAAUAGAAAAUAUCUGUUGAUUGAAAAGCAGCCUUAACGUAAUUAAUGUCGCAGAUGAAUUAGCCUUCUAAAAUAUCUAGAAUUUGACUAUAUUUGUAAGAUAGUGAGCAUAACAUUAAUGACUCGUUAGUACUGUAAUUUUAUGUAAUGACUAUUGUGAAACAGCAUCAAUUGAAAUAUACACCCUAUAUUGACUAUUCGAGGAAUGCUCAACUGGUUUCAAGUCGUACCGGGACUCAUAUUUAUGAGCAUAACGCGACGUCAGUUUGCGUAAGUAAGAUGUAUAUUUCAAUUAAUAUUGUUUGUGUGUUUGUAUGUAUUGUUGACUAAAUAACAUUUCUAGUUUUUUUUAGUUAGGCUAAUUAAACUGCGACAUGCGAUAAUGGACCAAUUUCUAGAAAACUAGACAUACUCAGUGUUUUAGGUAAAUAUACAUAAGGAUAUGUGCGUAGCUUGAUAAUCAUGAUGACGGUUUGAAAAUUAAUAUCGUCUUUGUAAUAAUAGCAACAAGAGUGAUUUUUGAAUAUCUUUAAAACAUUUCUUCACUAGAUGGCACUAGUGUGAAUCUCUCGAUCUUCGUCUAAUAAGGAACGAGCUAGUGUCAAACCAUUGGACGUUCAAUAUUUGACAGCUACAGUGAUUGGACCAAAAAUCCUCUUGUAACAUUUGCGCCAUCUCUUGAGCGAAAUGGGGUAACUUUUUCUGUGUUGAAGCACUUACAUGCUUUUGAUUUUAUGCUCACUAGAUGCUAGUGUCAUCUGGCGUGAGUUCCUUUUAGUCUAAGCAGCUUCACAAGUUGACUGUCUUUAAAUUAAUUAUUAUGCUAUCGGCUUACUCACGUAUGUGUUUGUCGAGGAACUCGACUAGUUCAUGAGGCCGCGCAAGACGCGGCGAUAAGACCGUGUGUCGCGGAAUGCUGCUCAUGAAUAUGAGCCUCUAGCAUGGCUUGAAACUAGUCGAGUUCCUCGUCGAACAAUUACGUGAAUAAGCCGAUAACAUAAUAAUUAAUUUAGUAUGUCUCACGACAGUUAUAAUAAAAUUAUAUUCAUUGUUAUUGUAUUAUAUUUUAGUGUAUAACAUAAAAAAAAAAUAGUUUCAUGAGGUCAAUUUAAUAUUAAUUUUCAAAUCGUCACCAUGCAUUCGUUUCUUUGAGCUGUUGCAUCGUCCGCCCAUAGAUUAAGACACCACACACGUUCGCUUUACUACAAAUAUCUCAUUUUACAACAAACGCAGUAUACUCCAAGUAAAAACAAA
This is a messenger RNA of Spodoptera frugiperda (fall armyworm), 4127 nucleotides long. Its product is annotated as solute carrier family 12 member 9. The coding region runs from base 16 to 2784 and encodes 922 amino acids. The record is from RefSeq and is a predicted model, not a curated record. The transcript is spliced from 19 exons. Gene Ontology annotation, biological process: chloride transmembrane transport; potassium ion import across plasma membrane; cell volume homeostasis. Gene Ontology annotation, cellular component: membrane. Lineage: Eukaryota; Metazoa; Arthropoda; Insecta; Lepidoptera; Noctuidae. Gene Ontology annotation, molecular function: potassium:chloride symporter activity.